This is a messenger RNA of Echinops telfairi (small Madagascar hedgehog), 935 nucleotides long. It is a transcript of the gene CHRAC1, whose product is annotated as chromatin accessibility complex subunit 1. The transcript is spliced from 3 exons. The record is from RefSeq and is a predicted model, not a curated record. Gene Ontology annotation, cellular component: CHRAC; nucleus. NCBI's taxonomy places the organism in Eukaryota, Metazoa, Chordata, Mammalia, Afrosoricida, Tenrecidae. The coding region runs from base 41 to 436 and encodes 131 amino acids. Gene Ontology annotation, molecular function: protein heterodimerization activity.
GCCUGCUGCGGUCGCCACCCCCGGGCCGGGGGGUGGCGAGAUGGCAGACGUGGUCGUCGGCAAAGACAGGGGCGGGGAGCAGCGACUGGUGUCGCUGCCGCUGUCCCGGAUCCGGGUCAUCAUGAAGAGCUCCCCCGAGGUGUCCAGCAUUAACCAGGAGGCGCUGGUGCUCACGGCCAAGGCCACGGAGCUCUUUGUUCAGUACCUGGCCACCUAUUCCUACCGGCAUGGCGGUGGGCUGGACCGCAGAGCGCUGUCCUACAGCGACCUGGCCCAGGCUACGCAGGAGGCCGACGCCUUCCAGUUUCUUGCAGACAUAUUACCUAAGAAGAUCUUAGCCAGUAAAUACCUGAAAAUGCUUAAGGAGCAGAUGAGGGAAGACGAGGAGGAGGAGGAGGAGGAAGACAGUGAGGAGGAUGACGAAGCCGACUCCUAGGUCCCUCGCAGCUCAGCCUGACGAGACCUGCCUGGUCUGCCACACUGCUUCAAAGACACCGCUCUUGGACUUGGGUCUCCUACAUUUCCGGAGCCUUCGAGGAGGUGGGGUCUCCGCAGGUCACGCCCAGGGAGGCAGCCCCCUCCCACAGAGCCGACGUGUGACCCCACAGCAGCUGGCCGGCUACAGCUCUGAUGCUGCAGAGGCAGAGAGCCUGCUCAGUGUCUAAAGUUGCUGAUCGACCUGGAAGCCUCUCUAAGCGGCAGUUAUAUAUGAAUUCUUGUUUGUAUAGUUUGAAGUUCAGUCUUGUAACCAACCUGAUGGAGCCUGAGCUACACAUUAAGUUUAUGAGUAGCAUGUUAUAGCUGAAGUGUCGACAGAACGCUUUGCUUUGUGCAAAUAUUGCCUCUUUUUUUAAACUGUAAAAGGCUAUAUACCGUGUCUUUUCUGUUAAGAAAUCCCUGUGUAUAUUUUUACAAUAAAAUGUCUUACGGAACUA